Molecule: messenger RNA, 2565 nt
Organism: Polypterus senegalus (gray bichir)
Lineage: Eukaryota; Metazoa; Chordata; Cladistia; Polypteriformes; Polypteridae
Product: extracellular calcium-sensing receptor-like
Exons: 6
Coding region: 1-2565 (854 amino acids)
Biological process (GO): G protein-coupled receptor signaling pathway
Cellular component (GO): membrane
Molecular function (GO): G protein-coupled receptor activity
Source: RefSeq, a predicted model, not a curated record
AUGGCUUUAGCAUUUCCAGCACCUGCACCUGACAAAUUCAAAUGCAAGUCACAAGGAAAGUUUGCUUUUAAUAGCUUAUAUAAACCUGGCAAUAUCAUGUUAGGUGCAAUAUUUGCUGUCAAUUUUAGGGCAAUACCACCAGAGCUGUCUUACAGAAGUAAACCUGAACAAUGGAAAUGUGACAGUUUUGACAUUGCAGUUUUCCAAAGAGCUCAAGCAAUGGUUUUUGCGAUCGAAGAAAUAAAUCAGGAUCAGACUCUUCUUCCUAACCUGACAUUGGGGUACAAACUGUAUGAUAACUGUGUGAAUCUCCAAGAGGCAAUGAGAGCAACAGCUUCGUUAAUUGGUGGAGAAGAUUACAUUUUUAACAAUUACCAAUGUCAUGGAGUCCCCCCUGUCAUUGCUAUUAUUGGAGAUCCCCUUUCAUUACAUUCUAUUUCUAUAUCAAGAAUACUGGCUCUGUUUGGAAUGCCUCUGAUCAGCUAUUGUGCAACCUGUUCCUGCUUAAGCAACAAGCAGGAAUUUCCUACUUUUUUCAGAACUAUUCCAAGUGACACUGUUCAGGUGAGAGGAAUGACAACAUUAAUGAAACAUUUUGGAUGGACUUGGGUAGGUGCAGUAGGAGCUGACGAUGACUAUGGGCUUAAUGCUCUGUUGAGUUUUAAAGAGGAAGUCGAAAAAUUUGGCUGUGUUGCUUUCUCAGAAACCAUCAAUAUCAACGACAGAACAAAAAUAUUUCAUAUAAUCAACAUUAUAAAACAAUCGUCAGCAAACAUCAUUGUUUUGUUUCUAACAAAAAUGGUUGUCACUGUGUUAAUGAAAGAGAUUGUUCACCAGAAUAUUACUGGCAGGCAGUGGAUAGCAAGUGAUCCAUGGAGUGCUUAUCCUGUUUUAGCCAGCAAUGAGAACUUCGCCUCAUUUGGUGGAACUAUAGGCUUCCUUGCAAGACGGGCAGAGAUGCCAGGAUUUGAACAAUUCCUUCUUCAAACAAAGCCUAGUUUAGACCCCAAUAAUAAUCUUUUGGCCCAGUUCUGGGAAGCACUAUUUCGAUGCAAAUUUUCAACAAAUGAUUCUAAAACAAAUGCUUCUGUUGUAGAAGAACGAGUGUGUACUGGAUCAGAGGACAUUAAGAGUACAAAGACAGAAUAUACUGAUGUAUCACAGAUUAGAGCUUCCUUUAAUGUCUAUAAAGCUGUGUAUGCCAUUGCACAUGCCUUACAUAAAUUAGCUUCUUGUGAAAAUGGAAAAGGGCCCUUCGGGAACAAUACCUGUGCAUAUACGUCAAGUGUACAACCAUGGCAGGUUUUCCAUUAUCUUAAAAAUAUGAGUUUUACAACUCGCUCAGGAGACAGAAUGGCAUUUGAUGAAAAUGGUGACACACUUCCAGUACUUGAUAUAAUAAACUGGCAGAAAGACAAAGAUGGCACCAUGAUAAGCAAAACUGUGGGUUUUUUUAAUGAUUCAGCUGCAGCUGGGCAGAAGCUUACGAUUAAUGAAAGCAAUAUAUUCUGGAAUUUUGAUUCAGGAAAGACCCCUAAAUCUAUCUGCACUGAAAGCUGUCAGCCUGGUACAAGAAUAGCAACAAGAAAAGGAGAGCCAGUCUGCUGUUUUGACUGUGUGCCUUGUGCUGAUGGGGAAAUUAGCAGUGGAAUAGGUGCCACUGAAUGUCUGAAGUGUCCACAGGAUUUCUGGUCAAAUGAUAAAAGAAGCCAAUGUGUGUUAAAGGAAAUCGAUUUUCUGUCAUUUGGUGAUGCUAUGGGAAUCACUUUAACUACAACUGCCUCCAUUGGAGUCUUUCUGUCCCUUGGUGUGCUGGGCAUAUUUGUCAAUUACAGAAAUACCCCAGUUGUGAAAGCUAACAACUCGGAACUCAGCUUUCUCUUGCUUGGGUCGCUAACACUGUGCUUCCUUUGCUCUUUGUGUUUCAUUGGACAACCAUCAGACUUAACUUGCAGGGUGAGGCAUGUUGCAUUUGGAAUAAGUUUUGUUCUCUGUAUAUCUUGCAUUCUAGUGAAAACAAUUGUUGUAAUAAUAGCUUUUAAAGCUACAUUACCGGGUAAUAACAUAAUGAAGUGGUUUGGGGUUACUCAGCAGAGAGGCACCAUUCUGUUUUUCACCAUUAUUCAAAUGAUCAUAUGUAUAAUAUGGCUGAACACGGCACCACCAUUUUCAUCCAGAAACACUAAAAAUCAAAAUGUGAAAAUUAUAUUUGAAUGCGAUGUCGGGUCAGUAACUGGAUUUAGCUGCCUUCUGGGAUAUAUUGGUCUUCUGUCAUGUGUCUGCUUCAUUUUAGCUUUCCUGGCAAGAAACCUCCCCGACACGUUUAAUGAAGCCAAGUUCAUCACUUUCAGCAUGCUCAUUUUCUGUGCAGUCUGGGUCACAUUCAUACCUGCUUAUGUCAGCUCUCCAGGAAAAUACACAGUGGCUGUAGAGGUGUUUGCUAUAUUGGCAUCCAGCUUUGGACUUCUUGUUGCAAUAUUUGCUCCGAAAUGUUAUAUAAUUUUGCUCAGACCCGACUUAAACACAAAGAAAGCCUUAUUGGGAAGAGAGCAGAAAAACAAAUAA